AUGAAAUCGAUAGAUGAUAAGAGCGAAUUUUCCUAUACCGUUAUUAACGAAGGAAAACCCUUGUGCACGGUCGUUAAUGAUCUAAAUGGCCGAGUUUGUUAUUGCGAGAGGAUCUCGUUAAAACGGUUUAAACACAAGUACAAAGAGAAGAUUAGCACGUAUAUCAACAAAAUAUCCCUCUUAAACCACAUCAAUCUUGUUAAGUAUAGCCCGUACCGGAACAAUGUAUCCAAUUUAUUUUAUGACGUCUACACCGACAUGACCUUUGGAUGCUCUCUUCAGGACGUUAUUGAUGACCGUAUUUUUCACCAGGAGCCCUUUUCAGAAGAAGAGAUAUGGGACAUUUUAGUGCAGUGUCUAGCCGGUCUCUCUUAUAUUCACAAUUGGAAGAACCUUGACGGCCUCCACUCCUUUCCUCAUGGGUGUUUAGAUCCCAAGCACAUCUACUUCGACAGCUUCGGGGUCCUUAAGAUAGGCAAUUUGGCUCAGAGUUGUAUCAACGCUGCCAGUACGUCCGCUGCACAGCAACCUCAGAUGUAUGACGCGCCCGAAGUGAAGCUCACAGGUACACGAUCUCACGUGUCAGAUACCUAUUCGCUGGCGAAACUUAUUCACAGCUUGGCCACUGUCGAUCACCACUUUUGUUCUGACCCUUCAAUCUCGACUGCUGAGCUACGGAUGCUCUAUCCUUUUCCAGAAAUAAGCCUCAAAUAUAGUAAUGAGCUCUAUAACGUUGUACAGCUCAUGGCAACCAGUGAGGAAGAGCAUCGUCCAUCCGCCACAAAUCUGCUAAAGAACCAUCUAAUAGCAGAUCAUGUAGCUGAUCUAAACACCCGCAGAGGUAUUGUCCUGGGGGUCAAUAACCGAACAGAGUUAAUGAAUGCUGUUCUAAGAAACGAUAUAGACACAGUUAUGAAUUUGAUUCCAUAUCAAGCGGGUCUUGCUGAGCGCUCAGGCAAGACAGCCUUAAUACAUGCAGCAGAAAACGGUUAUAUUGAGAUUGCUAAGUGCCUAGUGCGAUACGAAUGCAGAUACCAGAUUGUUGCCAAUGGUGAAUGGCGUGGGAUGACAGCCCUGAUGUUUGCCGCAAGAAACGGGAAUCAUGGGAUCGUGAGCCUUCUUAAGCCCUACGAACGUAAUAUAUCCACAGAGUCUGGGCACUUUGCCCUUCGCUUGGCCACGGUGUCGGGGAAGACCGAGUGCGCAAAUGAGCUGUUCAUAGACGAAUUUCGGCUUCUUCGUCACUUUGGAUGGACAACACUGAUGAUUGGCACAGUAUUUACAUUCACGGAACUCAAUAAGAACUUCCUCAGCACUGAUCUGGGGCAGCAAGACAACAGAGGCUUUACCGCGUUGAUGGUUGCUGCAGCCAACAAUAAGAACGACAUGCUAGACUAUCUUAUCGAACGAGAAGCAGGAAUGUCUAACUGUAACGAUUACACCGCACUGAUGGCUGCAGCCAGGGCGAACAAUGUUCAAGCCGUCAAUAUGCUCAUACCCUACGAGGCAGGAAUGAAGGAUGAUAAUGGAUGGUCAGCAUUGAUGUACGCAGCUCACGGAAACAAUACAGAGUGUAUUCUGGCCCUGUUGGAUAAAGAAGCUGGCUUGCAAUCUAACGGCCUGCAAACUGCAAUGAUGAUUGCCGCACAAUGCAACCACUUGGAGGCGGUUAAGAUACUCGCACCUUGUGAGCAGAAGAAACAGGAUAUUGAUGGCUUCACUGCAUUCUUGUAUGCUUCUGACAGAGGAAACUAUCAAAUAGUAGACUUUCUGCUGGACUUUGAGGAAGAGAUAGUCAGUAACAGCGGGUAUACGGGUCUCAUGCUUGCGGCCAAGAAGGGGCACGCGAAGAUAGUCAAGCUUCUCGCCAAAACGCUUUCCAAGAGGGUAACAAACACGUUUAAUAGAGCCCCGGGCACCACAGCGUUGAUGUUUGCAUGCUUCAAUCGGCAGUAUGAGUGCGCAAAGAUUCUUUGCAGGUACGAGCGCGGGAUGAAGACGACCGUUGGAACCACCGCGCUGAUGGCUGCUGUUUCAUCCAAGGCACCGGACUGUGUCAAGCUGUUAGCCCCCUAUGAGCUGCUCAUAAAGAAUAUCGACAAUAAAACAGUUUUAGAUAUGGAUACUACCGAAGAGAUACGAGAAAUCCUCUUGCUUCAAGAGGUUAAGAGGAAUGCAGCUAAACAGGCUCUACUCGCCGACCCUGAAGAGGCGCCAUCCAGUAAUGUAAACUAG
Molecule: messenger RNA, 2235 nt
Organism: Giardia duodenalis
Lineage: Eukaryota; Fornicata; Diplomonadida; Hexamitidae
Product: Kinase, NEK
Exons: 1
Coding region: 1-2235 (744 amino acids)
Biological process (GO): protein phosphorylation
Molecular function (GO): protein kinase activity; protein binding; ATP binding
Source: RefSeq, a predicted model, not a curated record